AUGAAGAGUGAAGGAAAAGUAGCAGCAUCAGGAGAGAAGAAGGUGACAGCACCAGCCGGCAAGGCCCCAGCAAAGAGCGUGGGUGCAGGCGAGAAAAAGAAGAAAAAGGUAGCGCACGUCGCAAGGAGCCAGUACAACUUCAGAUCGUCCGUGAAGAGAAUGCUCAAGAACACCUACCAGGCAGCACCCCCCCAGGUCAGCGGGCCAGUGGUUGAAAGCCUCUGCAACAUCGUCUGCGACAUAAUCGAGAAGAUUUCGUACGACUGCGAAAUACUCGCCAGGAAGGUGGGCAAACAGACAAUCAACCUUGAGGAGGUCACUGCAGCCACUCUUGUAAACUUAACAGGAGAACUCCGAACACACGCACUGAAGGAAAUUAAAGAGGCCGUCGCAAAGGUCCCAGCAAGAUCCUCCAAGUAG
Messenger RNA from Nematocida major, 420 nucleotides. Its product is annotated as histone H2B. NCBI's taxonomy places the organism in Eukaryota, Fungi, Microsporidia. The coding region runs from base 1 to 420 and encodes 139 amino acids. The transcript has a single exon. The record is from RefSeq and is a predicted model, not a curated record. Gene Ontology annotation, molecular function: protein heterodimerization activity.